AUGUCGGACAACGGCAUCCAACAGCGGCGGGUGCGGAUCAAGGAUCCUCAGGGCAGAAUGUUUCACUUCCCGUUGGAACUGUGUGAUUCGUAUUUUGCUCUGAUGCGUGCCGUGGUGAUUGCGUGCCAGAAGGAUGCUGAUGGGACGGUUGAGAGCUUCCGGAUAAUGGAUGAAAAAGGAGACGAAAUCACUGCCGAAGAUUGGUUGGCAUACUGUGCUCGACAACGUGGAACAUUCAUCGAUGUAUGGGUCCGUGUGUUGUCGACUGCCCCGCAAUUGCCGGAUCUUGAUUCUGGGCUUUCCGUUGUGUUGAGGAAACGAUCUCGGUCGAUGAGUGGUGACGAAUCGCUCCAUGAGUCGGCAACGGAGCAGACAGACAAACUACCCGACACGCCAUCCAACACUGCCGAUCGACGUUACUUGAGCACUGGAAGCUCCAAUGCCUUGAUUCUCUACGACAAGAAGCGGCCAGUUGCGGGAGAUGAAGAGCGAAACAAGUCUCUUGCAUUGGCCAUGUCCAAGGCCAAAUCUCAACACCAGGCAGGGGUCAAACUGCCUCCUAAUCGCGUUCCACGAUUCCUGCUCCAACCUCAAGUCCCUACUAUCAUGAAUUUCACCUUUCCAGACCUCAAGCUCGAAGACAUCUUCUACCGCCACCAGCCUGUUGUUAAAAGGCAGUCUGAAAAUUCCGAAAGGGAGGCCGCCAAUGUCGAAGUAGAUAGCCGAAGCGACUCCCAAACGUCAAAGGACAGCGGCAAUGCACAAAAGAUUUCAGAAGACGGCUCAGACAGGAGGUCAAAUGCGAGGUCAGACGAAAGAUCGGACGAAAGAUCAGACGGGGCAUCAGAUGGAAGCUCAGACAGUUUCAUUGUUCCAAGAGUGCCUCCAUUCUUCCUCUGGCCAAUUGAUACUGUCUCAGGGAGACGAAGUGCCGCUCAAAAGAGGACAUCCAGCCACAUCGAUGUUGCAGACGAUGCUGUAGAUCACGCAAGGUCCGGAGUCAGAGAAGGGAGAGAAGCAGCCGAGAGGAACCCAUUGACCAAGGAGCAAGAGAAAGACCUCAAGACCAUCUUGAAGGACGUUGACAUUGCCUUCCAGAAAGCCAAGUUUGACGAUCUCGAAUAUUCUCGCAGUCGAAAGUUCCUGGCCAAGUUAUACAAAGAAGAUCCAGGCGAACCGGUUGACCUCAAGGCUAUAGAAGACGAAUACUCGAAGAUGAGCGAGCUACAUGAGCCCAUUCCCCUGAGUGAGGUCCCAUCAGAAGGCUGCUCCUGGCAAAGAGCGCUGGUAGAAAUUAUGAACCGAUGGGAGUACAUCGCAAUAUCCUUUUACCCCGAAGAAACGGAUGACAAGGUCCAUCAAAAGUUGACGCUUAGCCGAGCCCGCUUCUUCAAGGAUAUUUGUGCCCUCUGCGAACCUCAGUUUUAUUGGAGCAAGAUAACCGCCGACGGACUGGCACAAUACAACGAGGAAGGACAGACACCCGUGUUCAUCAACAAUUCCUCUCAGGUCGUUGACGCUCGCAUUCCAAGAUCCACCGUGCAGUCCGAAAAGAAAUGCUACGAGUGCAAGCUCGACGGCGACGAUCUUGCAGAAUUUGCGACUCCCGAUGCUGCUCGUGCACAUUUGCGUGAGAAGCAUUUCGAGCCUGGAACAGCGCCUGAUGCCGAAUUGGAUCGAUACAUCGUGCCGGCGAAUCGAGUUAUUGAUUUCAUCGCCUGUGCUGAUAGCCACCGGUUGAUGCUGAAAAUGCUCGAUCACCUGGGGGCCAUGGCCCAACUCAUCGCCGAUAUCCGCGAAGGAGUCACAUCCACAGGGCUGUUUGACAGCUCUACUUACCGACUCCCCUUGUCGCUGGUGCAGGCGUUUCGACAAUUCCUCGCAGGCACGAUCUACGCAGCUCACGUCGCAUUUACAGCAAGAAUCAACUAUCAGGACACACCAAAGAAUGGCAGAAGAGUGAGGAGGUUGAUAGAACCGGAGCAGAUGGACAACAUCGUCAUCUACGGCGCCGACGUGGAGACAUCGUUGAGCAAGGCAAAAAAUGAUCUCAUGCUCAUGAGCCAUGCGGGUGAUUACUCUUCGAGCGCGUCGUAUGAGGCGGUGGGACCUGCGUAUGUGUUACUCACGCUGCUUCGCGACCUCUACGAGAGAACAAACGCAAAGGAUGGCCUGAACCUUUUGGGGAUGUACAAGGACCAUAUCGGCCGACUGGAUUUCCAGGUCAAGCAUCAUCCUCGUCGACGACUGCGGAAAGACAUUGUCCACUUUCGAGAAGAGAUCCGAACCGUCCAACAAAUCAUUAACGAGCAAUCCGACAUGAUUACCCAGUUCUGCCGGACGUUGCGCCCGGCGAGCUUCAAGGUGACAUCCCCCCAACGAGUCGAACAGCAUAAGCUCGAAGAGCAGGCGUUGGAGCACGUCCAAUCGCUUGGGAGGAGCAACCGGCAAGUCUACGACCGACACACCCGCAAACUCAAGAGACUGGAGCAGGAGGUCCUCGAGGGUGUGGAGAUUGAACAAGACGACCACGGCAAAGCGAUCUUGGUAUUCACCAUUGUAACGGUCGUCUUCCUCCCUCUCUCGUUCGCCACGAGUUUUCUCGGGAUGAACACAAGUGACAUCCGUUCGACGAACUCUACCCAGUGGUUGUUUGGUCCAUCGCCCUGCCGCUGA
Exophiala spinifera is the source of this 2676-nucleotide messenger RNA. RefSeq lists its product as uncharacterized. The record is from RefSeq and is a predicted model, not a curated record. Gene Ontology annotation, cellular component: membrane. Gene Ontology annotation, molecular function: metal ion transmembrane transporter activity. The transcript has 4 exons. Gene Ontology annotation, biological process: metal ion transport; transmembrane transport. NCBI's taxonomy places the organism in Eukaryota, Fungi, Ascomycota, Eurotiomycetes, Chaetothyriales, Herpotrichiellaceae. The coding region runs from base 1 to 2676 and encodes 891 amino acids.